Pristis pectinata (smalltooth sawfish) is the source of this 825-nucleotide messenger RNA. RefSeq names its product tubulin tyrosine ligase-like family, member 2 (gene ttll2). The record is from RefSeq and is a predicted model, not a curated record. Lineage: Eukaryota; Metazoa; Chordata; Chondrichthyes; Rhinopristiformes; Pristidae.
UUAAGAACACUUUGAAGGAAACUUGGUCUUCCAGCAUGCACAACCAUUCCCUGUUACUCUGCCACAAAAGUUGUAGUCAGUCUAUAGUGUGCAACCAAAGUUUGCCAGUGAAGACCAGGCAAUGGACUCUCAAAAACCAGACAUGGAAAACAAAUCCCCCCGGAGCAGCAAACUGUACCGGUCCACUGAAGAAUGCAUCAAAAACGUGCAUGGUCCCCACAGGUGGAGUACCUGUACAUCGUUCAGAACCAAGGAAAGCAGAAAGAAUUGCAAGCUCACGAGACCACUGCCAAAGAAGACCUUGACCUCACAGUUGAGAGAAAAUUUGAACAAAAGUAGCCCUAUUCAUACACGGAAUGCCAUAAACAGGGUAACAUUGCUGGAAGCACAUAAUGCACAGUCUGAUCAGUAUUUUCGUAAACUGGGUUCACGGUUCCCUUCAGUUAAGUUGCACAAGUAUGAUUUGGCAUCUUUCCCACAGUACAGCAUUUCAGAUUAUGAUAAGAAGCCCAUAACUCGCAUAGGUGACUUCAUCCUGACAUUCCCAUUUAAUGAAGUGACACUGAAGGCAUCUCAGGACCCCUUAAACAUUAAGGUAAUAAUGCAGGAGCUGCAAAAGAUGCUGAAGAGACAGGUAUUCCGGGAAUCAAAGAAUACAAAAGGGAAAACUGAGGCCCCAUCUUGAGGCUCCUUUAAUAGAAGAGAAUGCUUUGACCCUUUGUUGUGGGGGCCACGCAAUCCUCCAUUGCUCAGUGAAUGCUGCUUUGAAAACUAAUGGUUGAACAUUUGCAUUCUCUCCAGUUGCUUCAAUUCUAGGAUACCUAG